This is a messenger RNA of Suillus bovinus, 981 nucleotides long. RefSeq lists its product as uncharacterized. The record is from RefSeq and is a predicted model, not a curated record. The coding region runs from base 113 to 829 and encodes 238 amino acids. NCBI's taxonomy places the organism in Eukaryota, Fungi, Basidiomycota, Agaricomycetes, Boletales, Suillaceae. The transcript is spliced from 3 exons.
UGUUGUUCACUAGUAGGUUAACUGUAUUAUUUCAAUUCUACCUUGCAUAGUGCAACUUUUGCCUAAAAACUCGGUGUUCGUAAACUGUCUCCGUGCAUAUGCUCAAAUUCGCAUGAUGAUCCAGAUGAAGUGCAUGACCGAAGAUCGUAUCCAACGACUGCAAGGAUAUAUCAAGACUUACAUGGGUUACUGUUCGCAUGUCUCUACGCAAUACAAUAAAAACUUCGAUUUCCUCAAACAACACUUGACCACCCAUAUCAUCCCGGAAUCCCAGAUAUCAAGCAGAAGGGAACACUCGAUAACUAUGAGACUCGUGUUGGCGAAGGUUUCCAUCGAGAGAUGCAGGAGACAUACAAACAAACAAACAAACUGUAAGGAGGCUGAACCUCAGAUAGCUAGGAUUGACGAAAAUCUAGAAGCAGUAGCACUCAUGUUUAUAGACAAUCAUGAUGCGAGCCAACACGAGAGCACGCUAGCGAAGACGACUAGAUCCGACGAAGUUCAAUCCGGUUCGGAUGCGACUCAGAUCCGCGGUACGCUGACAAGGUCCGAUGAACAUUGGAUCCUGGGAUCACCAGUUUCCGGGAUCACAGAUGUGAAGGGAUUAGUGGAUGAGCUUGUUCCCUCGUGGACUCGCAUGAUUAAUCUUGUAGACCAUGAAGUCCUGCAAAGAUACCGACAGCUGAAAAAAAAAGACGAGGGAUAUAGUGAUAUACAUACGCAAAAGCUGAUGGGGAAUACUUCUGGUAUAACUCGGUCACGUCACUUAUCAUCGUCGAUCCACUUUGAGAGCACGAGUCAUACAACGGACGGGAUUUGUUUGAAAUAGUAACGACACAAUUGAAAGACCACAAACAUAUUGAGUUACACGACAGCAGCCAACGUUCGAAAACAGAUUUCAAGUCAGAGGUAAACAAUUGGAACACAAAGGAAAUAUCCAAAAGAUCACAAAAUCUGGAUCUCAAGCCUGAUCGAUGCUGA